Messenger RNA from Wallemia mellicola CBS 633.66, 1269 nucleotides. RefSeq lists its product as hypothetical. Gene Ontology annotation, molecular function: 3',5'-cyclic-AMP phosphodiesterase activity; 3',5'-cyclic-GMP phosphodiesterase activity. The transcript has a single exon. Bases 49 to 1251 code for a protein of 400 amino acids. Gene Ontology annotation, biological process: cGMP catabolic process; negative regulation of glucose mediated signaling pathway; cAMP catabolic process. The record is from RefSeq and is a predicted model, not a curated record. Lineage: Eukaryota; Fungi; Basidiomycota; Wallemiomycetes; Wallemiales; Wallemiaceae.
GGUUCUGGAAUUGGUGCAUUGUCAAAAGCCAUACAAGCUAAUCCGGAAAUGUUAGACGAUCUGCGGAAUAGUCUUCCAGACGAAAGUUGUUCCGCUAGCUCGGCUUAUCCCCCCACAACGACAAAAGCAGACACGCGACAAGAUGUCGACGGAUAUAGAUUAGCCUCUAGAAUAUUCUCCUCAAUAACGUCCUAUCUUAUUACACAUCCCCACUUGGAUCAUCUCGCGGGAUUGAUUAUCAAUAGUUCUCAAAAGUUCGGCUCAUACAAAAGUCUAAUCGGUUUCGAGAAGACACUCAAAGGUGUGGAACUUGCUUUUGGCGGUCUUCUAUGGCCUGCAUUAGCAAGUUGGUCAAAAGCCGGCGGUCUCGUCGAACGUUUGCAAUUUACACAAGUUGAACCAUUUGCCAAGUUCGAUGUACUGACGCCUGCAGUCACAUUUAAAUGCACUCCAUUUCCUAUUAGCCACGGUACAAUUGGUCUUGUACCUGAUGCUCGCACUCAUGCUUAUUUGCAAGUUGAGAAAGAUCCAAAUGAAGUGUAUGAUAGUAUAGCCUACUUCAUUGAAUUUGAGCAUCAAGAGAAGAACAGAAGCUUCUUGUUUUGGGGUGAUGUGGAACCAGAUGCUAUUAGCACACUUCCACGCAACAAGCCAGUCUGGAUUGAAGCAGCUAAGCGUUUUGUUUUAGGUGAACUGAGGUGGAUUUGGAUUGAAUGUAGCUACAUGAACAAUCGACCGAACAACCUCCUCUUUGGUCAUUUUAAACCAGAUCUACUCAUCGAUGAGUUGGAAACAUUAGCUAUAAUAGUUGAAAAAUUCAAACAACUACCAGUCGAAGAACUUAAAAAUGUAAAUGCUACAGAGUUCAGUAUAGACGAAUAUAUCAAUGAGAGUAAAAUGAAAGAUGAGACACAAUCUGUGUCCCAAGAUAGCGUCGAGGAUGACGAGAAUGGUUCUGUACCAUUAUCACAAGCUAAUCAAGCUAGUCAAGCAGUUAGGAAAGCCUUAUUCGGCGGCUUAAAUCACGCACUUAGGAUUGGAUACAAUAAAGGAUUCGGUUUUUUUCAACACACAACUGAAAAGCCACUGGACGGAUUGGUUAUAGCAAUAACACAUGUAAAAGAAGAUCCAAUGUUGGGAUGCGACGUUGUUUCUGAAACUAUUAUGAGAGAAUUACAUAGUAAUUCAUCUACAGAAGAUUUAGGUGUAAAAUUUUAUCGUCCUAAACAAGGCGAACGUAUUAUGUUUUGAAUAUGUGUAUUUAAUUUU